This is a messenger RNA of Ilyonectria robusta, 3549 nucleotides long. Its product is annotated as PAS domain-containing protein. The transcript is spliced from 2 exons. Bases 184 to 3366 code for a protein of 1060 amino acids. Gene Ontology annotation, cellular component: nucleus. The record is from RefSeq and is a predicted model, not a curated record. Gene Ontology annotation, molecular function: protein binding; sequence-specific DNA binding; zinc ion binding. Gene Ontology annotation, biological process: regulation of DNA-templated transcription. Lineage: Eukaryota; Fungi; Ascomycota; Sordariomycetes; Hypocreales; Nectriaceae.
CUCUCGACCUCGACGCAAACUACACCCCGAUUCCGCCCUCUCUUUUAAACGCUUGACCCACUGUUGCCCUCGUUCAGUGGUCCCUCCUCGCAUCUAACCAACCAACCCGCCAUAGACCUGCUCCAGCGGCACGUUCCUUCACUCUCUUAGGCCGGCCACGCUGUCUUGCCAGAUGCCGUCGUCAUGGAUGGCUACUACUCCCCCAAUCAGCUGCCUCCUCACCAGCAGCAGGAGCAGCAGCAGCAGCACCACCACCAGCAACACCAGCAACAGCAACAGCAACAUCACCAGCAACACCACCAGCAACACCAAUAUUCCCAGCAACCACAGCAGCAGAAUGUCGGCGGACCGCAACAGAUGAUAUCCGACCCUACCCUCCUCCCUCCUGGCGAUUCCCUCGACGACAUCAUCCAAAGCAACCAGACCGAGAUGUACCGUCGACGCAGCAUGCCACAGAGCUAUGAAAACCCCCAUGGCCAACCCCAGGUACCUAGGAGGAUGUCCACUGUGGGAAACGGUGAUAUGAUGGCUUUUGGGGUCGACCACAAUGAUCUGGGCUCCUACCAAUUCAACCAGCACAUGUCGGCUGCGUUUCCCAACAUCAACACCACUAUGGCCCUCCCCGGACAGAUGGGUACCUACAUGGUCUCGAACCCGGGCGACUACCCUGCCAUAUCUCCCGACAUGAUGGGUUCCAUGAUUCCUUCCACCUUUGCCAACAUGUCCGUUGGCCAGGUCGGCUCCCAGAUGGCCGGUGAGGCUGCGACAAUUGAUCUCUUCUCCCAGUCCUCCAAUUCCAUGCCUCCCCCAUACACCCCGAACCAACUGAAUACCGGCGCCAACGACUUCGCCACAGACCUCAGUCCUGACGAUGAUCCUCGCCUCAGUAUGACACCAACAAAUGCUCCCACGACUACCACAGCACCAACAGCGGUAGCUACCACAACCACGAGCAUAGACGUUAUUGCCGAGCGUGACGCCCAGGCGUUCGCUAUUUCUCAAUCCUUCAAUGCCACAGAGGCGACUCAGGUCCAGGCUGCGGCUAACAUGGCCCUCAACCCUGCUGCCGCUCCCGACUUUAAUCCAAGCAUGUCUCCAGUCUCUCGACAAAUCUCUGCUCAAUCAGGCUCUGGUCUCUCUGCCCAGGCCAAUUCUCACGGUGCUGGCCUCACCCAGCCUAGCACGACCUCCCUCGCCACUACCCCAACCCCCGCGAGUGCCGGCACUCCGAGGGACUCUAAGGAGAAGACCGUUUAUUCCAAGAGCGGAUUCGACAUGCUCAAAGCCCUUUGGCUAGUCGCAACUCGCAAGAAUCCUAAGAUCAAUCUUGGUGCUGUUGACAUGUCCUGUGCCUUUGUUGUUUGCGAUGUCACUCUCAACGACUGCCCAAUCAUCUACGUAUCCGACAACUUCCAAAACCUUACUGGCUACAACCGCCAUGAAAUUGUAGGCCAGAAUUGUCGCUUCCUGCAGGCCCCAGACGGCAAGGUCGAGGCUGGCUCCAAGCGCGAGUUUGUUGAUGAUGGCGCCGUGUUUACCCUCAAGAAGAUGAUUCACGAGGGCAGAGAGGUUCAGCAGAGCCUCAUCAACUACCGCAAGGGAGGAAAACCCUUCCUCAACCUCCUGACCAUGAUUCCUAUCCCUUGGGACACUGAAGAAAUCAGAUACUUCAUCGGCUUCCAGAUUGACCUUGUCGAGUGUCCCGAUGCUCUUGGUCAUGCCCCUGGAGAAUCGGGCGUCAAGGUCAACUAUAAGCACAACGACAUUGGCCAAUAUAUUUGGACUCCGCCCAUAUCCAGCAACUGGGAACCCGAGAAUGGUCAGACUCUGGGCGUUGAUGAUGUCUCGACCCUGCUGCAGCAAUUCAACCCCAAGGGGCUCGCCUCGGACUGGCACAAGCAAACAUGGGACAAAAUGCUACUCGAGAACACGGAUGACGUUGUCCAUGUACUAUCUCUCAAGGGCUUGUUCCUUUACCUGUCGCCUGCGUGUAAGCGAGUGCUCGAGUACGAUGCCGCCGAGCUUGCCGGCAACUCUCUGUCCACCGUCUGUCACCCAUCUGACAUUGUACCCGUUACGCGUGAGCUGAAGGACACUACCCUGGGCAACCCUGUCAAUAUUGUCUUCAGAAUCCGCAGGAAGCACAGCGGAUAUACCUGGUUUGAGAGUCAUGGGUCGCUCUUUGUCGAGCAAGGCAAAGGGCGGAAGUGCAUCAUCUUAGUUGGCCGCAAGCGGCCCGUGUUCGCCCUCAGCCGUCGGAACCUAGAAGCCAAUGGCGGCAUUGGAGACAGCGAGUUGUGGACGAAGCUGUCGACUGCAGGCUUAUUCCUGUAUGUUUCUUCAAACAUCAGAUCUCUCCUAGACUUGCAGCCCGAGAAAUUGGUCGGCACAAGUAUCCAGGACCUCAUGCGCAAGGAGUCGCGGCCCGAGUUUGGGCGCUCAAUUGAAAAGGCCAGGCGUGGCAAAACAGUCACCUGCAAGCAUGAAGUCCAGAACCGACGUGGCCAAGUGCUUCAGGCCCAGACCACGCUCUAUCCCGGCGAUGCCUCCGAAGGCCAAAAGCCGUCAUUCUUAUUGGCUCAGACGAAGCUUAUCAAGGCUUCGUCUCGGAGCAUUGGCCUUGCAAGCGCCCCAGGAACAGCCAAAUCAGUUAGCGGAACUCCGAAAUCUGACGGAGGGAACCAAGAAGUUGCCAAGGCAUCAAAACAAGGGAGCAUUUCGUUGGCCUUGGGAACUCAGGACGCUGCCCUGGCGUCUGACGAUAACAUCUUUGACGAACUGAGAACGACCAAGUGCUCCAGUUGGCAGUUCGAACUGCGACAAAUGGAAAAAGUCAACCGCAUCCUUGCAGAAGAGCUUGGCGGAUUGCUCUCUAAUAAAAAGAAGCGGAAGAGGAGAAAGGGGACUGGUAAUACCGUCCGGGACUGCGCCAAUUGUCACACGCGUAACACGCCCGAGUGGCGACGAGGCCCUAGUGGCCAAAGGGACCUUUGCAACAGCUGUGGCCUACGUUGGGCAAAGCAGACUGGGCGGGUUUCUCCUCGAAACUCCUCGCGCGGCGGCAAUGGGAACGGUGAUGCUCAAAGCAAAAAGUCGAACUCGCCAAACCACUCGCCACUGAAUAAGGAUAUUGCAGCUGAAACGUCUAAAACUCGUGCUAGCGACGGGGAGGGUGCCCUGAAUCCUACUCAGCUUACCAAAGAAAGUAAUGAUGAGGCUACUGCCCUGAAUGGUGGUACUCCCUCAGCUACUGGAGUCAAGACUUCGACGACUGCACCGCCGAUGAGCAAUUCGUCCAUGAUGGGCGUAGGUCAAUCUUCCGGAAUGACAUCCAUCAGAGAAGAGCGCGAAACAAGCCAGCCCUAACGGCAAUACGUCGUUCUUCCUCGAUGCUACCUACCUGUCACUCAGCAUUGCACUUUUGAUAUCGGAGCUCUGAGAUUAGGGAUGCUCAUGAUUAUUCGGAUUUAUGAUACCCGCUAUUUUCCCAUUGGUCAUCUCUGUUCUAGCUAUCCUUAGUUUCACUCUUCAGGAAGAAUGAUCCCUAUG